Messenger RNA from Megalops cyprinoides (Indo-Pacific tarpon), 1292 nucleotides. RefSeq names its product abhydrolase domain containing 17A, depalmitoylase b (gene abhd17ab). Gene Ontology annotation, biological process: protein depalmitoylation. Bases 310 to 1284 code for a protein of 324 amino acids. Gene Ontology annotation, molecular function: palmitoyl-(protein) hydrolase activity. NCBI's taxonomy places the organism in Eukaryota, Metazoa, Chordata, Actinopteri, Elopiformes, Megalopidae. The transcript is spliced from 6 exons. The record is from RefSeq and is a predicted model, not a curated record. Gene Ontology annotation, cellular component: endosome membrane; plasma membrane.
UGGAAAAAAUACUGUACAAUUAGCUAGCUAGCCAACAGAUUGAUAAAUGGUCGUGUAAAUAAUACAAGUAAGCUAGCAACAGUUGUUAACGAACAAGAUGGAUACGUAGGAUAUUGGUCUCAUUUUUGCUUCAGAAUGUUUUGCCUUGUUGCCUGCAACCAAAUUUAUUUUUCCUGAAGAAUCAGUGUUUUCACUAUAGCUAUCUAGCUAUUUAGCUAGUUAGCUGGAGAUCUCAGGUGGUGUAGGAUUCUGCCUCGCUACCUGGACUGCCUGUAACUGCUAGCCGGUUAGCUAGCUUUGUAGUGAAAGAUGAACGGCCUGCCCAUCAGUGAGCUGUGCUGCCUGUUCUGUUGUCCCCCGUGCCCCAGCCGGAUCGCUGCCAAGUUGGCAUUCCUGCCUCCUGAGCCCACGUACGCCCUUCUCCCAGACCUGGAGGCAGGGCCCGCAGCCACCGGAGGAGCGGGCGCACCGGGCCUCCGCUCCCGGGGUGGCGGGGGGGCCGGAGGGGGCGGUGGCGGUAGCGGGAGCGUGAGCGGAGAGGGCCGCUGGAAGCUCCACCUGACGGAGCGCGCCGAGUUCCAGUACUCCCAGAGAGAACUGGACGGCUCUGAGGUCUUCCUUACCCGCUCCAGCCGUGGAAACAGAGUAGCCUGCAUGUACAUCCGCUGUGCCCCCGCUGCCAGGUACACCGUCUUGUUCUCUCACGGUAAUGCCGUGGAUCUGGGCCAGAUGAGCAGUUUCUACAUUGGCCUGGGCACUCGCAUCAACUGCAAUAUCUUCUCGUACGAUUACUCGGGUUACGGCGUCAGCACCGGGAAGCCCUCUGAGAAGAACCUGUACGCUGACAUCGAUGCCGCGUGGCAGGCUCUGCGCACACGGUAUGGCAUCAGCCCGGAGAACAUCAUUUUGUAUGGGCAGAGCAUUGGCACCGUGCCCACAGUUGACCUGGCGUCACGAUAUGAGUGCGCAGCCGUGGUCUUACACUCCCCCUUGACCUCCGGGAUGAGGGUGGCCUUCCCUGACACUAAAAAGACCUACUGCUUCGACGCCUUCCCUAACAUUGAGAAGGUGUCUAAGAUCACGUCACCUGUGUUGAUCAUCCACGGGACGGAGGACGAAGUGAUCGACUUCUCUCAUGGACUGGCCCUCUUCGAGCGCUGCCCCAAGGCCGUGGAGCCGCUGUGGGUGGAAGGGGCGGGCCACAACGACAUCGAACUAUACAGCCAGUACCUGGAGCGUCUGCGCCGCUUCAUCAGCCAGGAGCUGACCGCUCAGCACGCCUGAGACCCCCC